This is a messenger RNA of Rotaria socialis, 1980 nucleotides long. The record is from the annotation of a GenBank genome assembly. Lineage: Eukaryota; Metazoa; Rotifera; Eurotatoria; Philodinida; Philodinidae.
AUGAUAUCAAGAAGCACCAGCAUAGCACCAUCAUAUCUGAUGUGGAUUAAACUUCUUAUUUUUAUUUCGUAUUUUAAUCGUGUCGUCGAUGCUCAAGUAUGCACGCCGGAUGUUUGUAAUAAGCAUGGUACUUGUAUGCCGAAUGCAAUUAAUUCAUUUGCUUGCCAAUGUGAUCCGGGUUUUGUUGGGCCGACUUGUAAUCAAGAAGUAGAUGAAUGUGAAUCACAGCCAUGUGCGAAUAACGGCACAUGUACUGACUUAGAGAAUGGGUUUCUUUGUCAUUGUUUGCCGGAAUGGAAUGGUACUCUAUGUACAGAAGCAAAGAAUCCAUGUCAGUCGUCGCCUUGCGGUCCUACUGGUAAAUGUAUUGCAACUAAUCAUGCACAAAUUCCUUAUUAUUGUCAAUGUUCCGAUGGACAAAAUACAAUGUUCAAAUGUGCUGAUCCAAAUCCAUGUUUGCCGAAUCCAUGUGGUCCAGGAGAGUGUGAAAUAACUGCUAAUUUACUCAAUGGAUAUAUAUGCCGUUGUUUUGAUGGUACGAUUCAAAUGACAAAUUGUUCGGCGCCGAAAAAUCCAUGUGCCUCGAUGCCAUGCGGUUCACAGGGACGAUGUUUGGUUUUAAAUGCAGCACCAAAAGGAUAUAUGUGCAUGUGUCAGGUUGAUAGUGUUUCGUAUACAACGAUUGAUACGUGUCCAGUGACUAGCUCAUUUUGUACACAUAUGACAUGUAAAAAUGGUGGAAAAUGUGUUCCAUUUUCCGUGGAUGAACCAUCGUGUAGUGUUGAUCAAAUUGGCUCGACUUGUUGUCAAUGUCCACCGAAUUUUGCUGGUUUACGUUGUGAACAAGAAGUUGAUUUAUGCUCAUCGAAUCCAUGCAAAGCGAAUGGACGUUGUCAAUCCGAUAAAUCUGGUUAUCGAUGUCAAUGUUUUGAAGGAUACACGGGUGAAGAUUGUGAUGUUCGAAUCAUGAAUUCCGGUUGUGCAUCAAAUCCAUGUACAGUAGGUAUUUGUUAUCAAUUGAAUCAGAGUGGAGCUUCUUAUGUUUGUAUCUGCCCUGAUGGUACACUGAAUCUUUCAUGUAAUUCACAGAAUUCAACACGAAGUCCUUAUAAAUUACCGGCAUUCUCUACAACGACCAUGACAACAUCUCUAUUUGGUGGCAAUGUCAAAUUUCGAGACGGUAGCAAUCUAAAUUCUGCUCCCGCAGCAAUUUCAACAUGUAAUCCAACAUCAAGAGAUGUAUGCAACGGUGGGCAAUGCAUAUUGAGUACUACAGGAGCAUAUGCAUGUCGUUGUCGUGAAGGUUAUACGGGCGCCUAUUGUGAAAACAAUAUCAAUGAAUGCGCUUCUAAUCCUUGUUUGGGUGGCGGUACAUGUUAUGAUCUUGUGAAUGCUUAUGCAUGUUUUUGUCCCGAUCGAAUUUUUCGACCGCAAUGCAAUACGACAUCCACUGUUAAAUAUACGCCUACAACUUCCAUGGGUAAUCCUAAUGACAAAAUACUGACUGGUAAAGAGGAAAAACCAUUGCCACGAGAAUGUCUAUGUCGUAAUGGUGGUAGAUGUUAUACAACUCCUGGCAGUGGAAAACUUUGUCAAUGUCCAAGUGCAUUUACUGGACCAUUUUGUGAAACGUCGAUCAAUGUAGCAACUCGUAACAAUGCGGGUGCGUUUAGUAGCUGCAGUCAAGUAUCAUGUGAAAAUGGUGCUACAUGCCAAGAACAAGGCUCUAAUUCUGCUUGCAUGUGCAAACCAGGUUUUACUGGUCAACGAUGUGAACUAGAAUAUUUUCGUUGUCAAAACAAUGGUCGUUUUGCAGAUGUAUCGAAUUGUAAACAUGGACGUUAUUUUGAAUGUGUUUAUUAUGGACAAUAUGAUCUAAAUCUGCCAAAUGGAAUUCUCUAUAGUCGUAGUUGUCCACCAGGCCUUCGAUUUAGUACAUUAAGCGAUCGAUGCGAUUAUCCAAGUGUUGUACAAUGCUAA